UCCAGGAAAGAAGUGCAAAGGAAAGAGAUGAGCCUCAAAGUUCGAAGCUUGCUCACAUUGCAGGGAAUUUGAAAGGAAAAAAGAAAAAGGAAGGGGGAAGGGAAUCCAGGGGCCCAAACCCUGCAAUUACGCGGGGGCAGCUGGAAACCUACAGUUGCAGCUAACUUCCUAGGGGCUGCUUCCUCCUUCCCCCGCCUUUUUGCAAAAAGAAAAGAAAGAAGAGCCCUUGUUUUAUUUCCCCACUCUUCCCCCCCCCCCCGCCAAUUUUUGACUCUGGUCUCUUUAUCUUCUACCCCCUCCGCAUUUCUUUAACCCCCCCCCCCCCCGGUCCUCAUGCCAGCCAUGAUAGAGAAGGGCCCGGAGGUCUCCGGGAAGCGCAGGGGGAGAAACAGCAACGCUAACAGCGCCGCUGCCUCCGCCGGUGCCAACAGCAGUAACAAUGGGAAUAAUAAAAGUUUGGCAGCGGCAGCAGCGCCCAAUGGGAAUAGCAGCAGUAACAACUCUUGGGAAGAAGGCAGUUCUGGAUCCUCCAGCGACGACGAGCAUGGAGGAGGAGGCAUGAGAGUGGGAACCCAAUAUCAAGCAGUUGUCCCUGACUUCGAUCCUGCUAAACAAGCAAAGAAAUCUCAGGAGAGAGAGAAUCUUGGUAUGCUGGUCUGGUCGCCCAACCAGAAUAUUUCUGAAGCAAAGCUGGACGAAUACAUUGCUAUAGCAAAAGAGAAGCAUGGCUACAAUAUGGAACAGGCCCUUGGGAUGCUCUUUUGGCACAAACAUAACAUUGAGAAGUCGCUGGCUGAUCUACCUAACUUCACCCCCUUCCCAGAUGAAUGGACGGUUGAAGACAAAGUCCUGUUUGAGCAGGCUUUCAGUUUUCAUGGGAAAACAUUCCACAGAAUUCAGCAGAUGCUGCCUGACAAAUCGAUAGCAAGCUUGGUGAAGUUCUACUACUCCUGGAAAAAGACAAGAAGCAAAACAAGUGUCAUGGAUCGUCAUGCUCGGAAACAGAAAAGAGAAAGAGAGGAAAGUGAGGAUGAAAUGGAAGAAGCAAAUGGAGCUAACCCUAUUGAUAUUGAAGUUGAACAAAACAAGGAGACCAAAAAAGAGAUUUCGACUUUGCAGGUGCCCCCAGCGGAAACAAUCCCUCAGGUAAAGAAGGAGAAGCACAGUACUCAGGCUGCGAAGAACAGAGCCAAGAGGAAACCUCCCAAGGGAAUGUUCCUUUCUCAAGAGGACGUGGAGGCCGUCUCCGCCAACGCAACAGCCGCCACCACUUUGCUGAGGCAACUGGAUAUGGAAUUGGUCUCCAUCAAGCGACAGAUUCAAAAUAUCAAGCAAACAAACAGUGCUCUGAAAGAGAAACUCGAUGGUGGUGUAGAACAAUUUAGGCUACCAGAGGUUACACUGAAAUUUAAUGCACGCUGGACCACAGACGAGCAGCUUCUUGCUGUUCAAGCCAUCAGGAAAUACGGACGUGACUUUCAAGCAAUCUCUGAUGUGAUUGGAAACAAAUCCGUGGUGCAAGUGAAAAACUUUUUUGUAAAUUACCGGCGGCGUUUUAACAUCGACGAAGUCCUACAGGAAUGGGAAGCAGAACAUGGCAAAGAGGAGACGAAUGGAACCAAUACACAGAAACCUGUAAAAUCCCCUGAUAAUAAUACCAUUAAAGUGUCUGAAGAAGAAGAAGAGGCUACUUCCGUUUUGGAUGUCAGAUAUGCAUCUGCUUCAUGAGAAACUCAGGUAGCCGGGAACAAUUUUAUGUUUUGACUACUGUGUUACCCACGAUAUCAGGUAUUAGCAAAACCUCAGACAGCCAUCUGCAUCAUAUCUCUGUGGACAAGCAGCUAUUACCAAAAAAAGAAAAAAGGGGGAGAGAGAAACAACAGAUCACAAACAAAAGGCAAACGCUUCUGCUCCUGUGCUAUAUUUGCCUUAAUUUUCUCCUCAGUCCUCCCUACCGCCGCCACUGACACUUCUGCAAUUCCUCGAACAAGUUCUCGGUUUUCAACGACGACCCAUUUUACUCAGCUACUCCUUGAACCAUCUACACACCGGUGUGUUAAACCACAAUCAGACAACCUUCCUUCUCUUUCUCCUGCUCUGAAGUUACCUCCUGACAGCAGGGGCAUUUCUAAAACUUACCUAAUAGGGUAUUAGUAUGUAUUUCUAUAUGGCCUUGUGUGAUUUUGGCUUUCUUUCUGAUGUAAUCAUUAUUCAUAAGGUGACUUUUUCUGUUCACGGGUGAGCUCUCUGAUAAGAAAAGUGUUGUGCAUACACCAGUUUCUCUGAAGUCAGGGGAAACGAUGGGGACAUAUUAUUUCAUGGCUGCAAACGGUAGGAGUACGGUUCUCUCCUCGUGGCUGUGUCCAACUCCUUUUUAGAAAGCUCGCCGAUUUUAAUUGUGAUUUUUAUGAUUAUUAUAAUUAUUGUAAUGGGCCUUUUUAUUUAGUGCAAAAGGGAUGCGCAGCCUGUAACCUGCUUUGAAAUAAUACACACACACAUACACGGCAUUUGGCGUACUUGCAUUAUCCAAACUCAAUACAGGUGAGUUUGUUUGACCAUCUAGGGAAUUAAGGCAGAGCAGCAGUUUUUUCUAUGUGGGAAUUCUUUUGCAUCUGGAAGGUAUUCUUCUCUUCUUAAAGUAAGGCCUCUUCCCUCUUUGGAAUGAAUGGAGGCUGCAAAUUGCUUGCCUGGAUGGGAGCUUAGCCAUGGCAUUGCAGCAGCAGAUGGCAAACUUAGAAAAGGGAGUUUCAGUCCUUAAAAUUUCAGUCCUUAAAUUUACACAGAGGAGAUUCCAGAGCCAUCUUCCUGCCCUGUAUUUUAUUCUCCUUGUUCCCACCCCUGAAGCUCUUUUUAAUAUUAUUCUUACACAGCCUUCCCCAACCUGGCACCCUCCAGAGGUGUUGGACUAUGGGUGUUGUAGUCCAACACCUCUGCAGGGCACUGGAUUGGGGAAGACUGUUGUAGCUGAAAAGUGAUAUUUCAUACUUUUGUUUAUUGUGUAUCAUAUUAGGGUAAAAACUUCAAAAAAAAGUUGAGCUCUUCUCUCUCAGCCCCAUUAAUUUAAAGUUCGCCUUCACCAACUAAAAUUGACCCACACCUAUUAACAUCUAUCAAAUUAAAGUGAAUCAAAUUUUGCAACCUUAAUUCAUGCUUAGUUUGGGAUACCAAACACCACCACAACUAUACCACAGGAGGAGGGGAGGAAUGUCCAGUCAUAACUCUGUUUCCUGAGGUAAUGUAAAUGGCUCUGUACCUUCCAUUUUAAUAAUUAUAUUUAUACACACACACAGAGUUGAAACACUACUGGUGGCUUAUCCCAUAUGAAUCUGCAUUAGUCUACUACAUCAACCUCUCCUGUGAACUUAAGUAGCUCUGAAGCUUUUUUAAAAAUAUUUUGGCUAAUUUCCACUAUGCAUGAGAAGCUGAAGCCAGGGGAAGAUGGUAGUCAGCUGGUAGACAUUUGUGGGUGGCCACUCCCAGUUACUAUACUAUAUAGCAAUAGCCCAAGCACCCGCCCAUUUUGACAUUAUUCAUUAGAGCAACAUCCCCCAACUUAGUGCCCUCCAGACAUUUGGAUUACAACUUUCAUCAACCCCAGCCAGCAUGGUGAUGGAUGGGAGCUGGAGUCCAACACAUCCAAAGUUUACCAGGUUGGGGAAAGCUAGCUUAGAGGCUCAUGAACAGCCCCUAAAGUCAAAGUUAUGUCUAGCCACAUGGAAAUACCUUUUAAACAGGAUUUGCUUCCAUCUUCAUAGCAAUUUCCUGAAUAUUACAUGUAGAAGUCAAGAGCCUGUUGUUUUAUCCAGGGUAAAAAGAACUAAAAAAAGAGAGGAAGUUAUAAUCCAAUAAUUACAUAGAAUCAUAGAAUAGCGGAGUUGGAAGGGGCCUACAAGGCCAUCGAGUCCAACCCCCUGCUCAAUGCAGGAAUCCACCCUAAAGCAGUACAAAGCAGUAAAGCAUACAAUAGCUUUCUCCAAUCUGGUCCCUUGCAGGUGGGUUGUAUUGCAGUUCCCAUCAUUCCCAUACUGGAUGGCCAUUGGGAGUUGCAAUCCAACCCAUCUGGAGGACAACAAGUUGGAGGAGGCUGAAAGACAACAAUGGAAACAAGCCAGCUAGUCUAAUACGAAACAGAGAAAUUAAAGCAUGCAAAUGAUAAAAUUAUUGUCCCCCUUCUUAAUUAACUCCUAAGUGACACCUUCUUGUGCCUGUGAUAUCUGAACCAGAUUACCAGCUCUGGGAACUGUUUUUCUUUUGUUUGUUUUUAAAUCCUAGCCUAUGUGUGUUAAAUCGACUCUGCUUCCUGCCAGGGAAAUUUAUAUAAUGAGUAGUUUCUUCCAAGUGCUGUGAUGUUUUAAUCGGCAUGUUUUAAUCAUGUGUUAAGGAUAUGGGUUUGGGAUGCCACUCGUCAUUUUGGGGAGGGGGAGGGUAAACUGAUGGGGUUUUUUAAACAAAAACAAAAUCCAGCCACAAUACUAGGCAGUGUGCAAUUUUAUGAAAUUAGAAAUAUUUCUAUGUAAAUGUUUUAUAUUAAAUUAGCAAAGGAUAUGAGAGCCAGAUGGAUAUGGCUUGAAUGAUCUGCCUCAAAGCCACGGAGAGCUAAAAUGUGUGAUCAUUGCUUUACGUGAUGUAUAUAUUACCGGACUGUACCAUAUUAGUCUGCAAAUGGGAGGGGUUUGAAUAUAUGAAUAUUGGAUAUUUGAAAGCUAUCCUCCAAUUUUGUUAAAAAUAUAUCUGAACGUAGAACAUACUGAUGUUAGGGAGGAGGCUACGGCUAAACCUUCUUCCUGACGUGCUAAGUUUGAAUAUGUAGAGAACAUUUCCAAGGGGUAACACUCUGUCACAGACGGCUCCUGUAGGUGGGAUUACACGUACAAUAUUUAAGAACAGCCAUUCCCAGUGUCGUACCCUCCAGAUGUUUUGGAUAACAGAGUCACAUCUGCUUUAGCAGAAUGUAGGGAUUGUAGUCCAUCACAUCAGGAGGGUGCCACAUUAGGGAGGUCUGACUUAGGCCAACCUUAGUUGGAAACUGAAAGUGUGAAACCUAUUGCAUUGAUAAUUUAUACUGAACAAUCAAGAGAGAAAUUUCUAAAUACUUCUAAAUUAUUUCAAACAAGCCAUGACCUAAGGUAAUAUUUAUUCUGAUGUGUAGAUUUCCUAAAGCAGAUUUAUAAUUAGCUUCUUUCCUCCUUCCUUAUUACUUUGAACUCCAUAAACAAGACUUAUUUCAUUUUCUUCUUUCUGAGAUACUUUUACUAACUUGCUUAACAUUCGAUUCCAUGUCAUGCUGGAAGGGAGUUUCUGGAACUUGAAUUCCUCACCUCUCCUUCCUCCAGCAGGUCCUAGAGCCCCCCACCCCACCCCCAAAUGCUACACAGGGGACCCUCAUAUACAGAAGGCACCAGGGACGGAGUUGAAGGGGAUCCCCAAAGAUUGAGUGGUAGUGCCUUCUGUGAGCUAGAAGGUCCGCUUGCUGGCAGAAUGACACCAUUGGAUGUAACCCCAAGAGUUUGCUAGGACAAAGCUGAAAAAGGCAGAAGUGAAUUAGGUGAACUGUUGCUAGAAUAUAGAUGAAUCGGGCCAUAUUUUUCAUUAUUAUAUGUGACAGUUCUAACAUUUGAUUCCCCACCUGCAGUCUGAAUUGGCACAAUUCAGCCGUAAGGUUACUGAUCAUGUGGUUUAGCUCUGAGUGCAAAUAUGUUAUGUUGCUCUUUUGGUAAAUCUACCAAACAAUAUGAUCAGAAAAAGAUGGGGUUUGGCUUGAUCCCCUGUGGAAAUCAGCACAGAAUCCCUCUAUGAGGAAGAUAAAUUAUGUAUAUUCUCUCACCUUCUCGUUGCUACCUUGUUGUAGACAUGAAUACAAUAGAAUAAUACUGAUUCCCCCCCCCAUUAAUUGAAUUAUGCCUGCAACUGUUUCAUUAUGAAAUAGAAUAAAUUAUUUAGCUUUUACUGUUUUUUGUUUUGUUGUUCAAGCGUUAUUUUAAGCGAGGCUCUGUGUUCUGAUUUAGAAGGGUCCAUAAGAUUACUACAUAAUAUGUAAUAAUUCACUUAAAUCUUGUUUUCCUUAAACUAUUAAUGUGAAUGUUAAAAUUAUAUAUAUAUAUAUAUUGUGGAAGAUGGAAAUUUUUAUUUCUUCCUAAGUAUAAGUUAUUGUGAUUAACUAUGGUAUCGCUAUGAAAAAAGUGGUACUUUUUUUAAAAAAAAAACAUUUAGUUUUAGAAAUCUUAACAAAUGUAUUGUAUAUGCACCAAACUUUUACAUUUGUUCUAUUUAAUUUUUAAAUAUAGUUGUGUAACAUGCUAGUAAAUUUUUCGUUCUCCUACCCCCCAACCCCACCCCCUGGCUGACACACACACACACACACUUUAUUCAUCAAAAUAUCUUGUUACUUGAAUAUUAUAUCUUAACAGGUCUGAAACACAGCAAAAAUCUGUAAUCCAGAGCCAAGGAAGGAAGUGAUGUAUGUAACAUAUAAAGUGUAUUGUUUAAACAGCUUCUGGCAACAUUGUACAGUCAUAUGCUCAGCAGUAGCUAAACUGGUAAUGCAGCUGUAAAGGCUGAUAUAUGUAAUUUCAGGAAUUUUAAAAACUGUUUAGUAAAGUCCCAUUCUUUUGCAUUUGAAUCCAUAUAUGAGCCCCUUUCACACCUUUGUUCCAUGUGUUUACUUAGGCCUUAGCUAGACCUAAGGAUUAUCCCAGGCAGGUCGUCCCUGCCUGCUCCCGGGAUCCCCUGUGUGUCAUUUGGAUGCACAGGGAUGAUCCCGGGACAAUCCCAGGAUAUAAGCCUUGUCUAGCCAUGGCCUUACUUGUGGAGGGAGAAGAGGGUUGCACCCACUGCCCCCAUCCCUCUGACCUUUGUGUGAUUGCUUCCCAUGUCACUCCAUCCAUUCAGUGGAAAGUGUGAUUGUGCUCUCCUCCUAUGUACAGGUAAGCAUCUGUGGGGGGUCUUCAGUGUGAUCAGGAACCCUGAACAAUCAGGUUCCUGAUCAUGUUGAACACCCCUAGACAUGGAAGGAAGAUAUGAAAGGGAUUAAGCUCUGUCUGCUGAUCAGUGUACUGUCUGCCCUGAUGCUCAACCCGUCCUGCGUGCCUCCUCGGAAGUCAGGUAGCACGCUGCUCCCACUGUCUGUAGUCCUAUCUGUUGUCCUUUCCCCUUCCAUUCUACAACCUCAAGUAGUUAAUGGCAAGAUGUACCAAAAAUGUCAAUCAGAAGGUGCUUGGUUCAAAUUCCAGCCGCCUCAAUUUGGAAAACACUGGUAGACGGCUUGCUUGGGGCAUGCGUGAUUCUUGUAGGGUGAAGGUUUACAUGUUUUCUUUCAGCAGCCAAUCCCAUGCAAGAAGUUUCUCCUUUUGAAACUAAACAGUUGUCAUGUGACGUUGGAGGAGUAGGGAUGAGCAAAAUUGUCCAUUUGGGUUCUGUUCGGUUUCUCUUUUUUCUGACCUUCAGUUUGGUCCCAUUUCCACAUCACUGUUUCGUUACCCUGACUUGUUUACUACAUAGUUAAGUGUAGUUAAGACUUCAUAAUUUAAAAAAACAAAGCAAAAACCACAUCAAAAAUUAGGAAAGUAGAAAAAAUCAUAAGAGACAGAAAUUUUUCUGAUUCUAUAUUUUUAAAGCAUUUAGCGUGGACUUGCAGCAAGGUUAAAAAUGAGUGUCACUAUUUUUAAUGAUAAACAAAAGUCACAAUUUUCUUAGUUUAGGUGGUUGAAAUCCAGUAACCUUGUGCAAUGCCCUAAGCCCCAAGUAUCCUUUCUGCUACUCCCUGGAAACAAUGCAGCUUCUUUUUUUUCUGGGCACAAUCCACCAUGCACUGGCACACUGAAUAGCCUCCAUUGAGUUCAAUGGAGCUUGUACAAGAAUCCCUUGGGUUGUAAGCAUCCCUGGAACAGGGAGCCGCUGUACAUCAGCAGUGCCUGUUGGAUUGAUGUCACUGUGGAUAGUAAAGCACAAUUACAGCGGAAGAUGCAGUUCUGAAGACAGAGGUCAGUAUAUGUCUAUGCAUGUUGUAUAUUAAUGAGUGUUUACAUUCAUAUUCUCCUCAAAUUUAAAUUUAUACUGGAGUGUAUAGUAUUCCACUAUGUAGAUUUUAUGAAUUUUGUUAAAUUCUCAUAGACCGCUUACAAGAUUUCCCUUCUCCAAAAUUUUAUGAUGUUUAAUGUUAAGUUUGCAAAUAUAAUACAAUUCUGUAUAGCCUUUGAAGUGAUAAGAAAAUAUGCAUUGGGGGAGGGUUUUGUUUUUUUUAAAGUGUGUAGUAAUAAUGCUGUUGUAAGUAAUAUUUUCCAUGUCUUCUCUCUCUCUUUCUCUCUCUCUCUCUCUCUUUUGGGCCUGUUCUCCCCCUCCCCGCCCUAUUAUUUAGCACACUUACUGUGAUGAAUGUGCAUAGAAUUAUAAAACUGCUUAGCCACUGAAAAGUAACAGUUUGGGGACUUUUCUCUCUCUUUGAAUUACCAAUUUACUGUAAGAGGAAUUGUAACAGGGAGGGGAGUUCACGAUUCAUUUCUGAAAAUCUAUACAGUUCAUUCUUCUAUGAUUUCCAAUGUUUGCUGACAUGAAAUUAAAAAAAAUCAAGCCAUUA
Messenger RNA from Elgaria multicarinata webbii, 8572 nucleotides. RefSeq names its product REST corepressor 1 (gene RCOR1). The transcript has 12 exons. Gene Ontology annotation, molecular function: transcription corepressor activity. The coding region runs from base 334 to 1728 and encodes 464 amino acids. The record is from RefSeq and is a predicted model, not a curated record. NCBI's taxonomy places the organism in Eukaryota, Metazoa, Chordata, Lepidosauria, Squamata, Anguidae. Gene Ontology annotation, cellular component: transcription regulator complex; histone deacetylase complex. Gene Ontology annotation, biological process: regulation of transcription by RNA polymerase II; negative regulation of DNA-templated transcription.